GUAGUUUGUAUAGCUACAGUAUUUUUCAUAGUUUCUGUAGUUGGUGUAAUUGCCGUAGUUAUUGUAAUUACUGUAGUAUGUGUAGUUACUGUAGUUUAUGUAGCUACUGAAGUAUGUGUAGUUACUGUUGUUUAUGUAGUUGCUGUAGUUUAUAUAGUUACUGUAGUUUGUGUUGUUACUUUAGUAUGCGUAGUUACUGUUGUUUAUGUAGUUACUUUAGUUUGUGUUGUUACUGUAGAUUAUGUAGUUAAUGUUAUUUGUGUAGUUACUGUAGUUUAUGCAGAUACUAUAGUAUGUGUUGUUACUAUAGUUUGUGUAGUUACUGUUGUUUAUGUAGUUACUGUAGUUUGUGUUGUUACUGUAGUUUAUGUAGUUAAUGUUAUUUGUGUAGUUACUGUAGUUUAUGCAGAUACUAUAGUAUGUGUUGUUACUAUAGUUUGUUUCGUUACUGUUGUUUAUGUAGUCACUGUAGUUUAUGUAGUUACUGUAGUUUAUGCAGUUACUAUAGUAUGUGUUGUUACUGUAGUUUAUGUGGUUACUGUAGUUUAUGCAGUUACUAUAGUAUGUGUUGUUACUGUAGUAUGUGUAGUUACUGUAGUUUACGCAGUUACUAUAGUAUGAGUUGUUACUGAAGUUUAUGUAGUUACUGUUGUUUAUGCAGUUACUAUAGUAUGAGUUGUUACUGAAGUUUGUGUAGUUACUGUUGUUUAUGCAGUUACUAUAGUAUUUGUUGUUACUGUAGUUUAUGUAGUUACUGUAGUUUAUGCAGUUACUAUAGUAUGUGUUGUUACUGUAGUUUAUGUAGUUACUGUUGUUUAUGUAGUUACUGUAGUUUAUGCAGUUACUAUAGUAUGUGUAGUUACUGUAGUUUAUGCAGUUACUAUAGUAUGUGUUGUUACUGUAGUAUGUGUAGUUACUAGUUUAUGCAGUUACUAUAGUAUGUGUUGUUACUCUAGUGUGUAGUUACUGUAGUUUAUGUAGUUACUCUACGAUGUGUUACUGUGGUUUGUGUUGUUACUGUAGUAUGUGUAGUUACUGUAGUUUGUGUUACUGUAAUUUGUGUAUUUACUGUAGUAGGUUUAGUUACUGUAGUUUGUAUAGUUACUGUAGUUUUUGCUGUUACUGUAGUUUGUGCUGUUACUGUAGUUUGUGUUGUUACUGUAGUUUGUGUUGUUACUGUAGUUUGUGUUGUUACUGUAGUAUGUGUUGUUACUCUAGUUUGUGUUGUUACUGUAGUUUGUGUUGUUACUGUAGUAUGUGUAGUUACUGUAGUUUGUGUAGUUACUGUAGUUUGUGUUGUUACUGUAGUUUGUGUAGUUACUGUGGUAUGUGUUGUUACUGUAGUAUUUGUAGUUACUGUAGUUUGUGUAGUUACUGUAGUAUGUGUAGUUACUGUAGUUUGUGUAGUUACUGUAGUUGGUGUUGUUACUGUAGUUUGUGUUAUUGUAGUUCAUGCAGUUACUAUGGUAUGUGUUGUUACUGUAGUAUGUGUAGUUACUGAAGUUUGUGUAGUUACUGUUGUUUAUGUAGUUACUGUAGUAUGUGUUGUUACUGUAGUAUGUGUAGUUACUGUAGUUUGUGUAGUUACUGUAGUUUAUGUAGUUACUGUAGUAUGUGUAGUUACUGUUGUUUAUGUAGUUACUGUUGUUUAUGUAGUUACUGUAGUUUGUGUAGUUACUGUAGUUUGUGUUGUUACUGUAGUUACUGUAGUUUGUGUUGUUACUGUAGUUUGUGUUUUUACUGUAGGUUGUGUUGUUACUGUAAUUUGUGUAGUUACUGAAGUAGGUUUUGUUACUGUAGUUUGUGUAGUUACUGUAGUUUGUGUUGUUACUGUAGUUUGUGUUGUUACUGUAGUUUGUGUUGUUACUGUAGUU
This is a messenger RNA of Pocillopora meandrina, 1874 nucleotides long. The record is from the annotation of a GenBank genome assembly. NCBI's taxonomy places the organism in Eukaryota, Metazoa, Cnidaria, Anthozoa, Scleractinia, Pocilloporidae.